Pistacia vera is the source of this 2230-nucleotide messenger RNA. Its product is annotated as ATP-dependent zinc metalloprotease FTSH 6, chloroplastic-like. Gene Ontology annotation, molecular function: metalloendopeptidase activity; ATP-dependent peptidase activity; ATP binding. The transcript has 5 exons. NCBI's taxonomy places the organism in Eukaryota, Viridiplantae, Streptophyta, Magnoliopsida, Sapindales, Anacardiaceae. Gene Ontology annotation, cellular component: membrane; chloroplast thylakoid. The coding region runs from base 58 to 2091 and encodes 677 amino acids. Gene Ontology annotation, biological process: proteolysis. The record is from RefSeq and is a predicted model, not a curated record.
AACAGCUUCUGACUUUUCCCUCCCAAAACAACCAGGUACACACCACAUUAACAAAAAAUGUCUCCUGCUGUAUCUCUGUCUUUCUCCCAUCUUCCCCUCUGCAAAACUCAGGAUUUUUCUAAGGACACCCUCCUUCCGAGAAGAACUUUUAGAGAGAACCCAUGUCAGAAAACACCUCUAGAUGUCAAACUGACUAAAAGAAACUUGUUGAGUUCCACUGCUUUGGGGCUUAUUGGCGGGGGACUGUCAAUGGCUCAGCCUGCAAAAUCUGCUGAACCUGAGAGCCCAAGUGAGUCCACUUCAAGUAGAAUGUCAUACUCAAGAUUCUUGCAGUACUUAAACGAGGGUGCUGUGAGGAAAGUAGACCUGUUUGAGAAUGGAACCGUCGCGAUCGCCGAGCUUUAUAAUCCAGCUCUCGAGAGAAUCCAGAGGGUUAAAGUGCAGUUACCAGGAUUGCCUCAAGAGUUGCUCCGGAAAAUGGAAGAGAAAAAUGUCGAUUUUGAUGUUCAUCCAAUGGAUUUCAACUGGGGACUUGCUUUGUUAGAUUUUCUAACAAACUUUGGCUUCCCUUUGCUAUUGCUUGGCUCGUUGUUUUUGCGUUCUUCUUCUACAAACACUCCUGGAGGUCCAAACUUGCCAUUUGGACUUGGAAGGAGCAAAGCCAAAUUUGAGAUGGAGCCUAAUACUGGAGUUACGUUUGAUGAUGUUGCUGGAGUGGACGAAGCAAAGCAAGAUUUUCAAGAGAUUGUCCAAUUCUUAAAAACCCCGGAGAAGUUUGCCGCAGUCGGUGCGAAAAUUCCGAAAGGGGUUCUUUUAGUAGGGCCACCAGGAACAGGGAAGACAUUGUUGGCAAAGGCCAUAGCUGGAGAAGCAGGGGUUCCUUUUUUCUCUCUUUCAGGAUCAGAGUUCAUUGAGAUGUUUGUUGGAGUUGGAGCUUCAAGAGUGAGAGACUUGUUCAACAAGGCAAAGGCUAAUUCCCCUUGCUUGGUGUUUAUUGAUGAGAUAGAUGCGGUUGGGAGACAGAGAGGAACUGGCAUUGGUGGAGGAAAUGAUGAAAGGGAGCAAACAUUGAACCAAUUGCUCACUGAAAUGGAUGGUUUCAGUGGCAACAGUGGAGUGAUUGUUAUUGCCGCAACGAAUCGGCCUGAAAUUCUUGAUUCUGCUUUGCUUAGGCCUGGAAGGUUUGACAGACAGGUUUCUGUGGGGCUGCCUGAUAUAAGGGGAAGGGAACAGAUUUUAAAGGUGCACAGCAACAAUAAGAAGCUUGAUAAGGAUGUAUCUCUUAGUGUUAUAGCCAUGAGGACUCCAGGAUUCAGUGGUGCAGACUUGGCAAACCUGAUGAAUGAAGCUGCCAUUCUUGCCGGUAGGAGAGGCAAAGACAAGAUUACAUUGAAAGAGAUUGAUGACUCAAUUGACAGAAUUGUGGCUGGAAUGGAGGGAACCAAGAUGACUGAUGGAAAGAGCAAAAUUCUGGUGGCUUAUCAUGAAAUUGGACAUGCUGUUUGUGCGACAUUGACUCCAGGCCAUGAUCCAGUGCAGAAAGUCACUCUGAUUCCUCGAGGACAAGCUCGCGGGCUUACAUGGUUCUUACCUGGUGAAGAUCCUGAACUCAUCUCCAAGCAACAACUAUUUGCUAGAAUAGUUGGAGGACUUGGAGGUAGAGCAGCAGAAGAAGUGAUUUUCGGAGAACCCGAAAUUACUACUGGGGCUGCAGGCGACUUGCAACAAAUUACUCAGAUAGCAAAACAGAUGGUAACAAGGUUUGGGAUGUCUGAGAUAGGGCCGUGGGCAUUGACUGACCCAGUAGUACAGAGCAGUGAUGUUGUGCUAAGGAUGCUGGCAAGGAACAACAUGUCAGAAAAGCUCGCAGAAGACAUCGAUUCGUCAGUAAGAAACAUAACUGAAAGUGCUUAUGAGAUUGCAAAGAACCACAUAAGGCACAACAGGGAAGCCAUUGACAAACUAGUGGAGGUUCUAGUGGAGAAAGAAACCCUCACAGGAGAUGAAUUCAGGGCAAUCUUAUCAGAAUUUACUGAUAUAUCAGUGGAGAAAAUAGAUAGAACUCCCAACCGUGAGAUGAUAAGUGUUUAAAAUUAAUGUCAUGAAUGUAUGUAUAUAUUAGUUUAGGAAGAUGAAUGUUAUAAUGUAAUUCGGUGUAUUUAGUAGAGCAAUAGAAAGUUGUGAACCAAUGCAACCUUUCAUAAUAUAUUCCAAGCUGACAUUCUUUGAA